Messenger RNA from Cicer arietinum (chickpea), 1641 nucleotides. RefSeq names its product heterodimeric geranylgeranyl pyrophosphate synthase small subunit, chloroplastic. Gene Ontology annotation, biological process: isoprenoid biosynthetic process. The record is from RefSeq and is a predicted model, not a curated record. NCBI's taxonomy places the organism in Eukaryota, Viridiplantae, Streptophyta, Magnoliopsida, Fabales, Fabaceae. Gene Ontology annotation, molecular function: prenyltransferase activity.
AGAAGAGUAUCUAUGGUGAGUGGAACAAUAAGAAUAGUAACCUCUCUAGUAAAAAGAAGGAAAGGGAAAGAAUAUUGUUAUUAAUAUUAUUAUCACCUGAGCACAUAUGCUUAGAUUUCUGCACUCACGCUAUUUCACACCAUUACCUUAUCACUACACUUCACCACUUUCCUCCUUCCUACUCCUUUCUUUUCCCCCUUUUAGCUCUUCACUCUCUCAUUUGCUAAUCAUUCAUCGUUGGAUCUAGGCUCUAGUUAAAGAUGGGUCCUUUUACAAUUGCGACAUUGCCCUCUUUACACAUCGGCCAUUUCCGAAAGUCUCCUAAUCUUGUCCUUCCAAUUCGCUGCUCCACAGCUGCUCCAUCUCCUUCCUUGGCUUCAAUCCGAUCAAAAGCUGUUCACUUUGAUUUGAAGGCAUAUUGGACUUCCCUAAUGGUGCAGAUCAAUCAGAAGCUCGACGAAGCUAUUCCAAUUAAGUUCCCUCAACAGAUAUAUGAAGCUAUGAGGUAUUCUUCCCUUGCCAAAGGGGCCAAGCGAGCCCCCCCUGUUAUGUGCAUCUCUGCUUGUGAACUCUUUGGGGGCAGCCGCAUUGCUGCCUUCCCUACUGCCUGUGCACUUGAAAUGGUCCAUGCCGCGUCAUUGAUCCAUGAUGAUCUUCCCUGCAUGGACGACUCCCCAUCACGCCGUGGCCAGCCCUCAAACCACACCAUCUAUGGUGUUGCUAUGGCAAUUCUGGCGGGGGAUGCACUGUUUCCCCUUGGAUUUCAACACAUUGUUUCACAUACUCCCUCUGACCUUGUACCUGAGCCCCGUCUACUUCGUGUGAUAGCUGAAAUAGCCCGCUGUGUGGGCUCCACCGGAAUGGCUGCAGGACAGUUCUUAGACCUUGAAGGUGGCCCAAAUGCGGUUGGAUUGAUACAAGAUAAAAAGUUUGGUGAAAUGGGGGAGUGUUCUGCAGUGUGCGGAGGAUUGUUGGCCGGUGCUGAAGAUGAUGACAUAGAGAGACUAAGGAGGUAUGGUAGAGCUGUUGGAGUAUUGUAUGCAGUUGUUGAUGACAUUUUGGAAGAGAGAUUGAUACCUAAGGGAGAUGAAGACAAGAAAAACAGAGGGAAGAGUUAUGUAGGGGUUUAUGGUGUUGAAAAAGCAGCAGAGGUGGCUGAAGAACUUAGAGCAAAGGCUAUGGAGGAAUUGGAUGGAUUUGAGAAGUAUGGAGACAGAGUGUUGCCUCUCUACAGUUUUGUGAAUUAUGCUAUUGAUAGAAGUUUCAGUGUUGAUGAAGCCAGUGGAUGAUGGAUUUUAGAAAUAUAACCACGUAUAGUUCUUCGAUUAAUUUGAAUCCUUAAGAAUCGAUUAUUGCCGUUCAUAGAUAGCCUACAGAGCUUAUACUGGUUUAGAAAAGGAAACCGCGGGUCUAUAGAAUCAGCCAUGAGCAUUUAGAGAUUGGGUUCCAUUCUGAAAGUUCUGAAAGUAUGGACCAAAUUAUCUAGGAAUGUUAACUGCAACUAAAUAUAUGGACUUUUUUGUUUAUAUUUAAGAUCAUAUAGAGUAUGUAUCCUAAAGUGGCCUUAAUGAGACCAGGUUAACAUUCCUAGACCAUAAAGCACUAAUAUUAUGAGAGGGUUGUCACCCUUGUUUUACUUUA